This is a messenger RNA of Eptesicus fuscus (big brown bat), 1650 nucleotides long. RefSeq names its product MDM2 proto-oncogene (gene MDM2). The transcript has 12 exons. Gene Ontology annotation, cellular component: nucleus. Gene Ontology annotation, biological process: regulation of cell cycle; negative regulation of apoptotic process. Bases 148 to 1620 code for a protein of 490 amino acids. The record is from RefSeq and is a predicted model, not a curated record. NCBI's taxonomy places the organism in Eukaryota, Metazoa, Chordata, Mammalia, Chiroptera, Vespertilionidae. Gene Ontology annotation, molecular function: identical protein binding; ubiquitin protein ligase activity.
GCCUAAGCCCUCUGACCGAGGCCCUGCCGCUUCCUACGUCAGGGGCCUCCUCCUCCGGACAUACUGGGGAUUUAAACCGUGACCUCUGCCAGCUGUGCUCACUUGGGCAUCAGGCUCGCAGCGCUCGUUCUCUGGCGAUCCAGGCAGAUGUGCAACACCAGUAUGUCUGUGUCUACUGAGGGUGCUGUGAGCACCUCACAGAUUCCAGCUUCUGAACAAGAGACCCUGGUUAGACCAAAGCCAUUGCUUUUGAAGUUGUUAAAAUCUGUUGGUGCACAAAAAGACACUUAUACUAUGAAAGAGGUUAUAUUUUAUCUUGGCCAGUAUAUUAUGAAGAAGCGAUUAUAUGAUGAGAAGCAACAGCAUAUUGUAUAUUGUUCAAAUGAUCUUCUAGGGGAUUUGUUUGGAGUGCCAAGUUUCUCUGUGAAAGAACACAGGAAAAUAUACACAAUGAUCUACAGAAACUUGGUAAUAGUCAAUCAGCCGGAACCAUCAGAUUCAGGCACAUCUGUGAGUGAAAACAGAUGUCACCUUGAAGGUGGGAGUGAUCAAAAGGACUCUGUACAAGAGCUGCAGGAAGAGAAACCUUCAUCUUCAGAUUUGGUUUCUAGACCAUCUACCUCAUCUAGAAGGAGAACAAUUAGUGAGACAGAAGGAAACUCAGAUGAAUUAUCUUGUGAACGUCAAAGAAAGCGCCACAGAUCUGAUAGUAUUUCCUUUUCCUUUGAUGAAAGCCUCGCUCUGUGUGUAAUAAGGGAGAUACGCUGUGAAAGAAGCAGUAGCAGUGAAUCAACAGGGACUUCAUCAAAUCCGGAUCUUGAUGCUGGUGUAAGUGAACAAUCAGGUGAUUGGUUGGAUCAAGAUUCAGUUUCAGAUCGAUUCAGUGUAGAAUUUGAAGUUGAGUCUUUCAAUUCAGAAGAUUAUAACCUCAGUGAAGAAGGACAAGAACUCUCAGAUGAAGAUGAUGAGGUAUAUCAAGUUACUGUGUAUCACGCAGGGGAAAGUGAUACCGACUCAUUUGAAGAUGAUCCUGAAAUUUCCUUAGCUGACUAUUGGAAGUGUACUUCAUGCAAUGAAAUGAAUCCUCCCCUGCCAUCACAUUGCAACAGAUGUUGGGCCCUUCGUGAGAAUUGGCUUCCUGAUGACAAAGGAAAAGAAAAAGGAAGCAUGCCUGAGGAAACCAAACUAGAAAACUCAACACAAGUAGAGGAGGGCUUUGAUGUCCCUGAUUGUAAAAAAAGUACAGUGAAUGAUUCCCAAGAAUCAUGUAUUGAGGAAAAUGAUGAAAAGAUCACACAAGCCUCCCAUUCCCAAGAAAGUGAAGACUAUUCUCAGCCAUCGACUUCUGGUAGCAUCAUUUAUAGCAGCCAAGAAGAUGUCAAAGAGUAUGAGAGGGAAGAAACACAAGACAAAGAAAGUGUGGAAUCUAAUUUUCCCAAUAAUGCCAUCGAACCUUGUGUGAUUUGCCAAGGCCGACCUAAAAAUGGUUGCAUCGUCCAUGGCAAAACAGGACAUCUUAUGGCAUGCUUUACAUGUGCAAAAAAGCUAAAAAAAAGAAAUAAGCCCUGUCCAGUGUGUAGACAACCAAUUCAAAUGAUUGUACUAACUUAUUUUUCCUAGUUGACCUACCUAUAAAAGAAUUAUGCUAUA